This is a messenger RNA of Canariomyces notabilis, 1332 nucleotides long. RefSeq names its product MFS general substrate transporter. Gene Ontology annotation, biological process: transmembrane transport. Gene Ontology annotation, cellular component: membrane. The record is from RefSeq and is a predicted model, not a curated record. Gene Ontology annotation, molecular function: transmembrane transporter activity. The coding region runs from base 1 to 1332 and encodes 443 amino acids. Lineage: Eukaryota; Fungi; Ascomycota; Sordariomycetes; Sordariales; Chaetomiaceae. The transcript is spliced from 2 exons.
AUGGCGACCCAGAACGAGAUAAUUCCCCUCGAGUCCUUCCCUGACUCAAACCCAACCCCUGCCUUGGCACCCAUAUCGCGCAAGAAACAAGCCGCCGUGCUUUCCUCCGCCUUCGUGGCCAUAGCCCUAACAAUCGGCUAUAAUCAAUGCUUUGGCGUGUUCCAAGAGUACUAUGUCUCAUCUAGCCAAGACGUCCUAGUGCCCUCCCCAGCUUCACAGCCAUCACCGCCGACGGCUCUGCUCACUUUCGUGGGCACGCUGUGCUACGGCCUGACUUGGGCGGGCGGUGUCAUUGUCAAUCCUGUGAUAUCACGUAUUGAGCAUGGCAUUUGGGGCCCGGCUACGGCAUCAAGCCGGCUACGCACCCGCAGGCUCUUGCGCCUCCUGACGCCGAGGACAGUCACCAUAUCAGGGGUUCUCUUAGUGUCCGCUGGGCUCACGCUAGCCUCCAUCAGCAGCUCCAUCUGGCAACUCUUGCUUACCCAAGGGUUUCUGAUUCUCGCAGGUGGCGGCAUAGGCGGUCUGAUACUCUCCCCCGCGCUCCGCGCGCUUCUCAGUCUUGUCGGCGGGCGCUGGACCCUCAGGAUCUAUGCCAUCUUCAACCUUGUCGUCGGUCUUCCAAUCGCCUGGGCAGUGCCGCGGAGCCGAUUUGCAGCCGGCCAAACCACAGACGACCCGGACAGGCCCAACACGCACGUCUCCCGCGCCCUGGCCGCAAGGCCAACCUUCCUCUUUUCCGCAGCCGCUGCCUUCCUCCAAGCAGCCGGCGCCCAACUGCCACUGUCGUUUAUCCCCUCGUACACGGUGGUCCUCGGCCUCAGUGCCUCCAACGGCGCCAGUUUCCUCGCAGCCAGCAACGCCAUCAAUGCCGUCUCACGCGUGCUGACGGGCUACGCCGGCGAUCGUCUCGGCAGGCAAAACACCCUUGUCCUGACGCUCCUGGUUGCGGCGUCCAGCGUCUUUGCCUUCUGGCUGUCGAGCGUCCAGGCAGCUGCUGCUGGGUCCUCUUCGGCUUCGCUCUGGUUGGCGUUCAUUGUCCUGUACAGCCUCUCAGCGGGCGGAUACUAUGCGCUGUUUCCGGCGCUCAUUGCUGAGGUUUUUGGGAUCAGGCAGUAUGCGGCUGUGAAUGCGUUUAUCCUUUUUGUGCGAGGGUUGGGGACGAUGUUUGGGAGUCCUGUUGGCGGGCAGCUGCUAGGGAACUCGGAAGACGGGACGAAAGCGUAUGCGAGCGUCGCGUACUGGGAUGGCGCGCUGUUGAUGGGCGCGACCCUGUGUUGCGUUGGGGUGAGGUGGGCGGAUGGGAAGGGGAAAGGGUGGAAGUGGGUUGCCUGA